AAGGCUGCGCUGCUUCCGGCCAGCUCAGCGUCUAUCUUCCGGACUCGGACCCGCUCCUUCGCCGCCGCUGGUGGAGUGUCGACGCGGGCUAGGCGGUCCGGCAGGGAAGCUGCCGCCCGCGAGAUCUCGCCUCCCUCCUCCAAGGCCGGUGCCGACUUUGGCUCUCAGGACGCGCCUGAAGUUUCCCCUUCGGAGGCCUGCGCUUCUCAGGGCGGGGCGGGCAAUUCCGAGGAGAGCAGCGAGAGCGGGGAGGCAGCCGGCGAGGCGACUUCCGUCGCUAGCACCAUGCUGGACGUAUUCGGCUCCAUCCCCACCCAGAUGGACUACAAGGGUCAAAAACUAGCAGAACAGAUUUUUCAAGGGAUCAUUCUUGUUUCUGCGGUAAUUGGUUUCAUCUAUGGCUACAUCGCGGAACAGUUUGGUUGGACUGUCUAUAUAGUUAUGGCUGGGUUUGCUUUAUCAUGCCUGCUAACACUCCCUCCAUGGCCUAUGUACCGCCGCAAUCCUCUGAAAUGGCUACCUGUCCAAGAGUCGGGAUCAGAAGAUAAGAAGCCAGCAGAGAGAAAACUGAAAAGGCAUACUAAAAGUUGAAGAAUAUGAACCCUCAUGAUGUAACAUUGGAUAAUUUUGCUUCAUUAAAGGUUUCUGUGAUAUUCCCAGUAUGACACCUUCCUUUCUUAGUACUUUAGAGAUUACUUGCUACUGUUAAUAUACCAGGAUCCAACUCAAGGAACAGUACAUUUGGGGUUGAGGAAAAACAUGCAAAUUGCCUCUAGCUAAAAUUUUGCUAGGCUUUGCUGUGAAAGCAAAAUGGGAAGUAAACAUUAAAUGAGUUUAAAUUAAAAAUGAAUUUCAGGGUGCACUUAGGCAAGUUCUAUGUUCUUGUAAGCUCUGCAGUUUAGUAUUUCACUUGUAAGUAACACUGCCUGUAAAGUAAUCAGUCUAUUUAAGAAAACUGAGGAAAUAGCUUGAAUUAAAAUAUUGGUAUCAGUAAAACAUUUCAGCUGAAGUAGCCGUGGUGCAUUUAACAAAGGUAUUGAGUAUAAAAUAACCAGCUGAUUUAGUUAUGUGUAUUGCAUUUGCAAGUUCAUGGCGGCUCAAAAUUUUCAAAUUUAAGUAUACAUAUUAUUACAUAGAAUUCAGGGACAAGUUUUGAUUCCUGUGUAAAGCUGGGGAAUUAAGUCUUUCUGGUCCUUGUGAGUGAACUGCCUUCUCCCUUUUUAUGGAGAAUCAGUCCUUUUUAAUGUGAUUUGGAUGUGUAUGUAUGAAUGUACACAAGUAAAAUAUGCCUACAUCUAGUAUCUGUAAUGUGACAAGAAUGAGGUAAUAUGAACUAGGCCUUUAGGAAGACUUUACCUAAAAGAAUUUUAGUUGCAGCAAAGCUAACAUGGAGUUGGGAAUAGGGCAGAUAUAGAUAGUGAACCGUUGUUUGGUGGUAAGGAGAAAGUUUAAAACCAUAAAGACUAGUUUUAUUCAUGAAUUCAAGCAAUUUUAGUAGUUGGUCACAUAGAAAUGAAGCAUAACAGUAUGAGAAGUCUUAAGAUUUUGUUGUUGUUUUUUGUUACUGAAACACAGCAACUUUGCAGGGUUGCUUUAUAAGUGAUUAAAUUCCUUAGCCUGAAAAACUA
Molecule: messenger RNA, 1628 nt
Organism: Terrapene triunguis (Three-toed box turtle)
Lineage: Eukaryota; Metazoa; Chordata; Testudines; Emydidae
Gene: SPCS1
Product: signal peptidase complex subunit 1
Exons: 4
Coding region: 286-591 (101 amino acids)
Biological process (GO): protein targeting to ER
Cellular component (GO): signal peptidase complex; endoplasmic reticulum membrane
Source: RefSeq, a predicted model, not a curated record